AUGGCGCGCCUGCCCGCUGCCAAACAUUCGCCGCCAGUAUGCGAGACCGACGAAGCGUCAGCCCAUGGUCAGACGGCCACUGCUGAGCCUCAGCGGUCACAGAGCUCAUCUGCUUUACACGAAGACCGCCUGACAAGCCAGAGCCUGGACAAGGGCAAGGCGAGAGAGGUGGAUGGUACGCACACGAGUGCAAAAGGGAAACGAGCAUUGGAUAAGCAAAGCUUGGAUUAUGUCCUCCGCAGUGGUGUGGCAGGUGGUGUGGCAGGGUGUGUGGUGAGUCAAUUUGGAAGGAAGGCGGCCAUAGAUCCAACGAUGAUUGUGAAGGUCACUAGAACUAGGUAGAGGGCGGCCAACUCGACGAGCGAGGAGAGUGCACCUUUGAGGAGAGUGCUGAACGCAGCUUCGACCGCCAGAGGGUAAGACCAGACAAGCUAGCUCCUUUGUGUGGUCCUCUGCGGGCUUUGAGCUACUCCGGAGGGCGGCUUGCCUUAGGACGGAAGGGUGCGGAGUGGUGCUUGGGGUUGAAGCUUGCCCUGGUUGUCUGAUAGCAUUGCAAUCGACCGAGCAUCCCAGCAUCACUAUUACCUCUAACUGGCGCCCUCUGAAUCCAAAACUCUCCGUGUAUGCAGGCCAAGACAGCGAUCGCUCCCCUGGAUCGGGUCAAAAUCCUCUUCCAAGCACAAAAUCCAGAGUUCCAGAAGUAUAGCGGUGAGUUGGCAGCGCCACCAUCUGCUUGAUCGUGUGAAUCCUCAUACCGUUGCUCGCCGCGCGUCUACACCUCACAGGUAAAUGGACCGGAGUGUUUACAGCUGCAGGUUCUAUUGUCAGAGAUCAAGGACCCACAGCGCUCUUUCAAGGUCAUUCUGCUACACUGCUGAGGAUAUUUCCCUACGCUGCUAUCAAGUACAUGGCGUAUGACAGGAUGCAUUUCGUGAGUCGAACUGGAAGAUCACUGCUCUCCGAUUGAAGAGGGUGACCUCAUCUGUGUAUCUCUGUCACUUCCUUGCAGCUUCUGAUGCCAACGCCCGAGCAGGAGACAUCGACCCGCCUAUUCCUUGCAGGCUCCACCUCAGGUGAGUGGGAGGCCUGUGCUGGCUAUUGCCGCUCUUGGAGCUGUAGCAUAGCUGAGACUUUCUUGGCGGGGGAACGCAGGGGUGCUGUCAGUCUUCUUGACGUAUCCGCUCGAAUUGAUACGGGUGCGGUUAGCAUUCGAGACGAAGAGGAAGAAGAGUUCAGGGUCGCUCAUGCGGAUAGUGCGAAAGAUCUAUACCGAGGGGAGCACCGAGGCGCCUUUCUCGGGAGAUGCACGUCGAAGAGCUGGUCGGCCUGGAGCUGCUGUUGCGAGCUCAUCAGCAGCGGCGGGAGCUGCGAAUGUCGCUUCUGGUACAUCGGCGCACACAGCAGCGUCGGCUGGCUUGACUACCAGUGCUGUUCAAUCACAAGCCAUUGCAGCCGGAGCAACCGCUGCAUCGCCAGUGCCACCAGCCCCACCGACACCGACAGUAAAGGCAGGAGCAGCUAUGUUAGCACGCAUGCCACUCUUGAAGUUCUAUCGAGGCUUUAGCGUUACAGUGCUCGGGAUGGUCCCAUAUGCAGGAACAUCUUUCCUAGUAUUUGGGCGGUGUAAAACGCUGCUUCAAGGCGCAUUCCCACAAGAGUCUCCGAACGAGCCGUCAUCAUUGAGAGCGAGAAGGAAAUGGUGGUGGCCUUCCAAGACGAUGGUGGAUCUUAG
This is a messenger RNA of Ceraceosorus bombacis, 1732 nucleotides long. The record is from the annotation of a GenBank genome assembly. Lineage: Eukaryota; Fungi; Basidiomycota; Exobasidiomycetes; Ceraceosorales; Ceraceosoraceae.